This is a messenger RNA of Ilex paraguariensis (yerba mate), 2184 nucleotides long. The record is from the annotation of a GenBank genome assembly. NCBI's taxonomy places the organism in Eukaryota, Viridiplantae, Streptophyta, Magnoliopsida, Aquifoliales, Aquifoliaceae.
ACUUCCCACCCAGGUCCCCCCCACCUGCUCCCCUAUCUUCUUACCUCUCUCUCUCUCUCUCACACACACACACACACACACACAGAGCUUGAGUGGAAGAAAGACAAGAGUCAAUCUGAAACCAAGAACCCCACAAACUGCAAGUCCUAGUUAGGUCCAGACCUGCAAGAAUUUAAAGGAUUUUCUCUCUCUUCCUCUCUCUCUCUCUCUCUCUCCCAAGAACAACAAAGAGGAGAGAUGGAGAUGGGGUUGAUGAAUCAUCAGCGGAAGAAAAAGGUGACAAAAAAGUAUCUGUUUUGAACCCACCAAGAAAAUUCUUGACAGUGAAAAAAACCCCACACACACAUGGAGCUUACAGAUUUGCACAGCAAUAAACAAAGCGCCACCAACACCUCCUCUUCACAACCCCACCUCACACAACCACAUGGCCGAUCAGCCCCAUUUAUGGGCUCCAUCUCCAUCCAACCUGGCCUAACAAGCGGCUGCGGCGGUGGUGGUGGUGGUGCAAGUGGGUCAUCUUUAUCACCUUCUACACCAUCUACUGGUGCUGCGACCUCCUCCACCACUCCACCGCCGCCGCGGCUUAUAGAGGCGUCACUCGCCAUCGCCACCAGAUCCGAAGCCCUCACCGAUCCUUCCAAAAAAACCCAGCAACAAUCUCAACAACAACAGCUCACAACCACCACAAAUGCACCCAAAAGAUCAACCAAAGACCGCCACACCAAAGUCGACGGCCGUGGCCGGCGUAUCCGAAUGCCGGCGACUUGCGCCGCCAGGGUCUUCCAAUUGACACGAGAAUUAGGGCAUAAGUCCGACGGCGAGACAAUUGAGUGGCUGUUACAGCAGGCGGAGCCAGCCAUCAUCGCCGCCACCGGUACGGGCACCAUCCCGGCAAAUUUAUCCAGUCUCAACGUGUCACUUCGGAGCAGUGGAUCGACUCUAUCAGCUCCACCGUCUAAGGCGGCUCCGCAUUCAUUUCCCGGCGGUUUAGCUCUUGCCCACCACCCGUAUGAAGAAGGGUUCUCUCACAUGUUAGGGUUUCACCACCACCACCAGCAACAGCACCACCCCCACCAAAGCCCUCAUCUUUUGACGGCUGAUCAGAUUGCUGAAGCAAUACCUAGCGGUGGCGAUGGUGGUGGUGGUGGUGGUCAUGAUACCGAGAAUUAUCUGAGGAAAAGGUUCAGAGAAGAUUUGUUCAAAGAAGAAGGUCACCGGCCACCACCACAAGGAGACAUGUCAGCUGAUUCUACUUCACCUUCCAACAAGCAAUUCAAGAGUGUUAUGCAAUUGCCAAAACAGCAAGAAGCUGGACCUUCCUCAAAUAUGCUACGGCAUACUAAUAUGAUGCCAGCCACCGCCAUGUGGGCAAUGGCACCAGCGCCGAGCGGUGGCACAACGGGCAACACAUUCUGGAUGCUGCCUGUCAGUGCUGGUGCCGGUGGCAGCGGCCAGUCAGUAUUGGCUGCUGCCACAGGCACAUCUGGGACUGGUCCAUCCGAGACCCAAAUGUGGCCUUUUCCUGCUCCCGCCACUGGGAACACACUUCAAGCGCCAUUGCAUUUGAUGCCUAGGUUUAACAUUCCAGGGAAUCUUGAUUUUCAAAGUACACGAGCAAGUCCAUUGCAAUUGGGUUCGAUGUUGAUGCAACAACAUCAUCAACAGCCGUCUCAAAAUUUGGGUUUAGGAAUGUCUGAGACCAAUCUGGGCAUGUUAGCAGCUCUCAACGCUUAUUCUAGAGGUGGUUUGAAUAUGAAUUCUGAUCAGCAAAAUCACCCAAUGGAUCAUCAUCAGCAACAGCACCAGUCUCAAGCUACAGAUAGUGGAGAUGAUGACCCAAAUAGCUCACAAUGACAGUUCAUAAUCCAAUAAAAAGUUGAAUUCUGUGUUGAAUUUGGGAUGAACUGAGUGGUUGAAAGUUCAUCAUAAGUGAUGAACUGAGAAGAGAACUUAAAGAGAAGAGGUAUCUCGUUAUUAUUUCAGUUUUGUUUGUUUAUUAUUAUUAUUGUUUUUUUUUUUGGAAUUUUUUUUCUAGCUUGUUGGGGAGGAUGACAUGUAAUUUGUUAGUUUGGCCCAAAGGGGUUUUAGGAGUGAAGAGAUUGAGAUUUGUAUAGGAGGAUAUUGGUUUGUGCUCCAGUAUUAUAAUUUACUUUGUCUACUUUCAUAAGCAAAAUGGAAAGCAAC